AGCGACAACAACAACAGUAUCUCAACUCCGACGUUGAGCAACCUACGAUGCCGCCAGGCAUAAACCUCUGGCAUAGUCUGGUCGCCAGACAUGCCAAGAACCUCAAAACCGCCUUGUCGAAAGGCCUCAAAGCCCUUGACGCUCAGAUCGGAGGCCAACGCGCAGCUCAACUCGAACCCAUCCUCGUACGAAACACUCCUAAGCAGCCGCUGCACCCUCUCGCACGCAUCCGCCAGGGCCAGUCACGCCAAUACUCGACUGCUCGCCGCUGGCUGAAUUCGACCUUCCGAGAGUUUUCGUCUACCGGCAGCAGGUCUGGCGUGCGCUACGACCGAUCGUCUUUCCCCAAGUCGAGGAUCGGCUCCUACGUGCAGUCAUCGUCUGGAAGAGCGCCGUUCGCAUCGACUCUCCGUCCCAACCUCACUGGUGGUGCUCUCGGCAGGACAGCAGGAGGAUACACGCAUGGCGGAGCUGGAGGUGCCCGUUACUUCAGUCAUGGCCCCGCAAUGCAAUCACAAGUUGUGCACAACGUAUCGCAAGCGAUGCGUGCGUUCCUUACGCAGGGCCAGAAGGCCCAGUAUGACGGUGUGAAUGGGAAUGGUAACAAGCGCUUCAAGGCCGUGUCAACUCUUCGCGAAGACACUGGCCGCAAGCUGCGCUCUGUGCCAGCUGCAACCCCGGGCUCGUGGAUCGACUUCCAGAUCAACCCAUCCAUCACGGCGCUCACACCAUUGAGCUCUGUUCUCGGCUACACUAUGUCUGAGUUGCCUGAGACGAACAACCUCAACACCGAGGGCCUUCUCGAUGUGCUAUCCGCUGACUUCUCACGCGUGCUCAAGGACCUCGCUGCGGUGCUCAAUGACCUCAGGCGGUUGUCAGCACUAGGGGACUUGCCAAUCACAUACCAGAAAGAUCAUCUGCGUAUUCACUUCCCAGGCUGCGACGCGGAGACUGUCGAGCGGCUGUGCGAUGAGCUGAAUGUGCAACGCGGGACUGUUCACCAAGACCCUUCAUUCGAUGUAUUCGCUGGAACUGAAAUUGCGCUGCUAUUUCCAUUCGCUCCUAGUCGUGAUCCCUCAUCAAUGAGCGAGGAGUCCUGCGGCGCUGAUCUCUACGACUACCCGCUGAAGGCUGACCGACAUGUCAUCGGCAUUGACGAUAUGCUAUCGGGCAGUGCAGCAUAUUCAACGCAAUCUGACACCGGCUUCGAGGACAUUGCCGGAGAAGAGCUAUCUACUCCUUGGCUCACAUCAUCAGAGUACCAAUCCGUCCAUUCUGGCAGUCUCGGCUCGAACAAGCACGAUCCCCUUGAGUAUCAAGGAUUCGAAGGCAUAUACCGGUUCAUCGAAGAGCUGGAUUCUGUCCGUCGGUGAAUUAAUAUAUACGGCUGAUUAUCAGAGGAGUUAAGCAAGGUGUUCUCGGUAUUGGAUUUGGGCUACGAAUGAGGCAUCAGAAUGAUAUCCCACCUGCUCAUAGCAGCGUGCACGACACGAUGUUACGAGAUCCAUCUUUGCCGAUGGAUGAAUGUUUCCUUUGUUGUGCGGAGGAGAAACUGCAAUAGUCAACUCAAUGAAAACACUCGUUCCCC
This is a messenger RNA of Sphaerulina musiva SO2202, 1588 nucleotides long. RefSeq lists its product as uncharacterized. Gene Ontology annotation, biological process: proteasome assembly. Gene Ontology annotation, molecular function: proteasome binding. The record is from RefSeq and is a predicted model, not a curated record. Bases 48 to 1373 code for a protein of 441 amino acids. Lineage: Eukaryota; Fungi; Ascomycota; Dothideomycetes; Mycosphaerellales; Mycosphaerellaceae. The transcript has a single exon.